This is a messenger RNA of Capronia epimyces CBS 606.96, 1302 nucleotides long. RefSeq lists its product as uncharacterized. Lineage: Eukaryota; Fungi; Ascomycota; Eurotiomycetes; Chaetothyriales; Herpotrichiellaceae. The record is from RefSeq and is a predicted model, not a curated record. Gene Ontology annotation, molecular function: protein-cysteine S-palmitoyltransferase activity. Gene Ontology annotation, biological process: peptidyl-L-cysteine S-palmitoylation; protein targeting to membrane. The coding region runs from base 1 to 1302 and encodes 433 amino acids. Gene Ontology annotation, cellular component: Golgi apparatus; endoplasmic reticulum; endoplasmic reticulum membrane. The transcript has 3 exons.
AUGGAUCCAGCUACCCUUUCCAAGUUUGCGGCGCCCGCGGUGGUUUCUCUGGUAGCCUUUCUGUCGUAUUCUCCCCAGCAUCUUUUCGGCAAGAUCGAACCAGGCCCAUUGCACCAAAAGGAGGCACUCGUCUUCAAUGCGCUGGUGGCCUGCAUAUGGGUGAGCUACCUGCGUGCUUGUACCACCGACCCGGGGCGCGUUCCGGCGGAUUGGAAGCCUGAUGAGGACAAGGCUGUGGGCACCGACCCAACAUCACCUGCAGGGAAGAAUCUGGCUAGACAAAGGUACUGUCGCAAGUGCACUGCAUUCAAACCUCCUCGGGCCCAUCAUUGCAGGGUCUGCAAAAGAUGCAUCCCAAAAAUGGACCAUCACUGUCCAUGGACGGUCAAUUGUGUGUCGCACUUUACUUUCCCUCACUUCGUCCGCUUUCUCUUCUACGCCGUGUCUGCAAUGAGCUAUCUUCAGUACUUCUUGUACCUCCGAGCAGACGUCAUCUGGCAGAACCGGAGGCUACCCAGCUAUCUAGGACCAACCCUGCCACAGCUUGUCCACCUGUUCGUCCUCAUCGUUGUCAACUCACUCACACUGUUUUUGGUUUCAAUCACGUUUCUGCGAACUGUUUGGGGCUUAGGAGGCAAUGUCACCACCAUUGAGAGCUGGGAGAUUGAACGCCACGAGCAAUUACUUCGUCGGGCUCGUGUUCUUGGUGGAUAUUUGGAUGGUCCAGACGGUAUCAGGGUUAGGUUGGUGAGGCAGGAAUUCCCUUACGACAUUGGGAUCUGGAACAAUAUUGUGCAAGGCAUGGGUACGGCCAAUAUUUUUGCCUGGUUUUGGCCCUUUAGUGCAACCCCGGCAACAAGUGGCGUGGCAUUCGAGACGAACGGGUUUGAGGAUCCUGGUACCAGCUGGCCGCCUCCAGAUCCCGAUCGGAUGCCACGAAUUGACCGUUCCGCAGAGUUGAAAAGUGCGUUUGUCCACGCGCAAGCUGGUCUUUCCCGGGAGGAAGAAGUCGCAGCCUUCAGACAGCGGCAACAUGGCGAUUUUGCACGGCGUCCCGAGCAUUACGGCGUUGAGCGUAGAAAGCCGUUCCACGAACGCUUUGCAGACGGAAGCCACGUGCCCAUCAAGAACGAUUACACCAACCACCACGACAGUAGCGGCGAGGAAGGCUGGCAAGAUUCCGGGGGAAAUCGACUGAAAGAUUAUGGGGUGGAUGAGUCUGUCGAGUUUUAUGACGAAGACAACCUCCCAAUAGCUGAAUUGCUACGACGGAAAGCAGAUGGCCGCUACGGCACCCAUUGA